AUGGUUAUUUGCGAAGAAAAUUAUCACAGGAUUGGUUCAUUGCUGCCAAUGGAUGGGAAGAAACCAAAAUAUGCCCAGUUAUAUGUAUUUGAACCUGAAAAUGAGUUGAGUAACAGAUUAGCCAAUUUUACAUCUCGAGAAACAUUGCUUCUUCCUGAGCUGUUGACCUCAUUGAUGAGGAUGCUUGAGGAGAAUUCGACAAGAACUGCAGCAAUCAUCCACUCUGAAUCUUCAACUUAG
Molecule: messenger RNA, 240 nt
Organism: Linum trigynum
Lineage: Eukaryota; Viridiplantae; Streptophyta; Magnoliopsida; Malpighiales; Linaceae
Source: the annotation of a GenBank genome assembly